Saccoglossus kowalevskii is the source of this 552-nucleotide messenger RNA. RefSeq lists its product as uncharacterized. Lineage: Eukaryota; Metazoa; Hemichordata; Enteropneusta; Harrimaniidae. The record is from RefSeq and is a predicted model, not a curated record.
AUGACUGAAAACAAAGAAAGUGAUGACGUCAGACCAGUGUUCCUGAUCCUGAAAGACGUGCUACCUAAUAAGCACUACAUCUACGACUACAUCUCCCACGAAGAUAUCUUUAUUGCGAGACAUCCACGUAGACGCUUUUCUGACCCUGUGACCGAUUCGACAGUAGGAGAAAUUGCUAACAAAGCACUUCCUAUGAAUACACAGCGACGCAACAUGUGGGCACUUCGUGCUUUCAACGAAUGGGCCAUGGUCCGCAAUAACACGAGUAUGAAACUCAAUUCCGACAAACACGUGAAAAUCCUGCAAAGUCUCGAUGUAAUGGAUAUAAAAGAUGUGGCUCAUUGGUUGACUAAAUUUAUUUUAGAGGCGAGGAAGGGAGAUGGAAAUUGCUACCCUCCCAAAACAUUACCGUUACUGGUUAUAGGAUUACAAAGUUACAUGGGCUAUGAACGCCAACAACAUAUUAAUUUCCUAACUGAUGUCGAAUUUCGGUUUUCGGCAAGUGUUAGAUUCCGAAAUGAAACGAUUAUCGCGUACAGGACUGGGAACUAA